AUGGCGGUCCCGUUGGGUUCCGCCCCGCGGUGGCCUCAUUGUCCCCCCAUCACCCUCGUUAUCUCCGUCAUCUCCAUCGUCCCCGUUGUCCCCAAUAUCCUCAUCAUCCUCAUCAUCCUCAUCAUCCCCACCACUUCUAUCAUUAUCUCCAUCGUCUCCAUCAUCCCCAUCUCCAUCAACACCAUCAACCCCAUCAUCCCCAUCAUCCUCAUCGUCUCCAUCAUCCCCAUCAUCCUCAUCGUCUCCAUCAUCCUCAUCAUCCUCAUCGUCUCCAUCAACCCCAGCAACCCAUUGUCUCCAUCAUCCCCAUCACCUCCAUCAUCCUCAUCAUCCCCACUGUCCCCACCACUUCUAUCAUUCUCUCCAUCAUCUCCAUCAUCCCCAUCUCCAUCAACCCCAUUGUCUCCAUCACCUUCAUCGUCUCCAUCACCCCCAUCAUCCUCAUUGUCUCCAUCAUCCCCAUUAUCUUCAUCAUCUCCAUCUCCAUCAACCCCAUCAACCCCAUCGUCUCCAUCAUCCCCAUCAUCCUUGUCUCCAUCAACCCCAGCAACCCCAUUUUCUCCAUCAUCCCCAUCAUCCCCAACACCUCCAUCAUCCUCAUCAUCCUCAUCAUCCCCACUGUCCCCACCACUUCUAUCAUUGUCGCCAUCGUCUCCAUCACCCCCAUCUCCAUCAACCCCAUCAACCCCAUUGUCUCCAUCAUCCCCAUCAUCUUCAUCAUCCCCAUCUCCAUCAACCCCAUCAACCCCAUUGUCUCCAUCAUCCUCAUCAUCCUCAUUGUCUCCAUCAUCCCCGUUGUCUCCAUCAUCCUCAUAAUCCUCAUCAUCCCCACUGUCCCCACCACUUCUAUCAUCAUCCCCAUCAUCUUCAUCAUCCUCAUCUCCAUCAACCCCAGCAACCUCGUUAUCUCCAUCAUCCCUAAUAUCCCCAUCAUCUUCAUCAUCCCCAUCAUCUCCAUUGUCUCCAUCAUCUCCAUCAUCAUCAGCCCCAUCAUCCUAAUCAUCCCCAUCAUCCUCAUCAUCCCCAUCGUCCCCAUCAUCCUCAUUGUCUCCAUCAUCCCCAUCAUCUUCAUUAUCUGCAUCAUCCUCACUGUCUCCAUCACCUUCAUCCCCAUCAUCUCCAUCGUCCCCAUCAUCCUCAUCCCCAUCGUCUCCAUCAUGCCCACCAUCUUCAUUAUCCUCAUCAUCCUUAUUGUCUCCA
Oxyura jamaicensis (ruddy duck) is the source of this 1200-nucleotide messenger RNA. Its product is annotated as putative protein TPRXL. Lineage: Eukaryota; Metazoa; Chordata; Aves; Anseriformes; Anatidae. The record is from RefSeq and is a predicted model, not a curated record. The transcript has a single exon.